Messenger RNA from Cimex lectularius (bed bug), 1697 nucleotides. RefSeq lists its product as uncharacterized. Gene Ontology annotation, molecular function: polynucleotide 3'-phosphatase activity; protein binding; ATP-dependent polydeoxyribonucleotide 5'-hydroxyl-kinase activity. Gene Ontology annotation, biological process: DNA repair. The record is from RefSeq and is a predicted model, not a curated record. Bases 104 to 1657 code for a protein of 517 amino acids. Lineage: Eukaryota; Metazoa; Arthropoda; Insecta; Hemiptera; Cimicidae. The transcript is spliced from 7 exons.
ACUUCCAAUUUUCCAUCCGGCCAGCGGCCUUGCCGGCUUUCAACAUAAACACAAACACACAACACACAAACACACAAACACUAAAAAAUUCGUGUUUCUUACAAUGACAGACGAUGGGAUGUUCGAACUAGAACCUUUGGAAAACGGAAUCGAGCCAGUCGUUCUUCCUGAUUCUGUACAAGUUGUCGUCGGAAGAGACCCGUCGACGAAGAUAAGAGACGUCCACUGCUCCAGGAAACAGUUGACUUUGUCUGCUGAUUAUAAGAACAAGGUUGUUAGUGUUACAAGGGCUGGACUCUGCCCUUCCGUAUUGGAUGGCAAUAUUAUCGAAAAGGGCACCACAUGUACUGGACAGGAUCAAAUGAUUUUGGAAUUGUUACCCGGCAAACUGAAAUAUAGAAUAAUUUGGAAAAAAAUAAACCUGUUUGGCAAGCGUCGCACUACUGAAACGAUGGAUUCAAAUUUAAAUGUUUCCACCAAGAAAGUGCGUUCAAAUUUUCAGUGGGAUAAACUUGGUCAUAGAUCGACAGCAUCUCAAAAAACACUGUUGCGUUGUCUGUAUCAUGCAGAUGAUUCGUCAAAUGAAUUGGCUCCUGUGAAGAUUGCUGCCUUUGAUUUAGACGGCACUAUCAUAAAAACUAAAUCAGGUUACGUCUUUCCAAAAGGUUGUGAUGAUUGGAUGCUUUGGGACAUUAAAAUCAAACCCACGUUAAAACAGCUGCAUAAAGAUGGUUAUAAAAUAGUCAUUUUCACAAAUCAGGCUUCACUGCGGUCUGAAAGUAAUGUAGCAAAUUUCAAGCAGAAAAUAGAAAACAUUUUAAAGGAGGUCAAAUUACCAGUUAGUGUUUAUAUAUCGACAACAUACGACGUGUUUAGGAAACCUGCGCCUGGAAUGUGGUACCAAUUAAUUGAUGAUACAAAACAAAAUAUAGAGAUGUCUGGUAGUUUUUAUGUUGGUGAUGCUGCCGGGAGGAAAGACAAUUGGGCUCCAGGGAAAAAGAAAGACUUUUCCAUGGCCGACAGAUUGUUCGCAAGAAAUGUCGGUGUAACGUUUUUUACACCUGAAGAGUAUUUCUUAGACUGGAAAGUAGCAGAUUAUAAACAGCCUAGUUUUGACCCUAAUACAUUGCAGACACAGGAUACUGAUUUUACCUUCAAUCUUUCUGCACAGCAAGAGGCUAUAGUGAUGGUUGGGUCGCCUGCCUCGGGAAAAAGCCAGUUCGUUAAAAAUCAUCUUUUAAAUAAGAACUUUGCCGUUAUAAAUAUGGAUACGCUAAAAACCUGGUCAAAAUGUAAAAAAGAGAUGGAAAUGUUUCUGAGAAACAAGCGUAAUGUUGUCAUCGACAAUACCAACCUUAAAGCUGAAAGACGAAAGGAGAUUAUAAACAUAUGCAGACAGUACAAUGUACAAGCAAGGUGCUUUGUAAUGAAUUCUUCUUUAAACCAUUGUCUUCAUAACAAUAAGUUCCGUGAAAUAACAGGUGUUAAUCAUAUUAACAUAAUUAACCCAUCUAUAAUAACGAAUUUUUGGAAAGAUUAUGAAGAACCGUCCUUGAAUGAAGGAUUCACGGAAAUAAUUAAAGUGCCAUUUAUUCCAACAUUCCAAGGAGACGACCACAAAAAACUAUAUUACAUGCAUUUAAUAGAUGUGAAAUAAAUUGUUAAUAAAAGCUGUGAAACAUGUGUUAUUAGAUUAA